GUACUGGUACUGGGCAUAGAAAAUCAGUCUUCUUCCAGACUUCCAGUCCACGAGUCCAUCACUACUCUCUGCCGCUAGCUCUCCCACAUUCCUGCCAGUCCUUGUCUCCUUGAAUCCUCGAUCAUCCUCCUUCAGUCCUCCGAUCGACGACCCGCCAUCCGUCUUCGCUCUGUGGGCCUGUGGCUCUGUCCGCUGUCGCAGACUCGCAGUGACGCGGCGUUCCAGACUUGCAGAGUUGCAGUCGGCAAUCGCGAAUUGCUCCCGGCUCCUUCACGGCACCGUACCGGCGGUGCACGACCUCCAGCAUUCCAUCCCUCCACGGCUCCAGCACUCCAUUUCGGGUUAGUGGUUAGCCUCUUCAAUUCUUCAUUCAGAAAUUAGAUGUUUAGAACCUAAAGUCUGUAAACCUAAUCUGAAAUCCGUAGAUACCCUUUCCAAACCCCAAUCCCCAUUGCUUCCUGAUGCCUAAUUUGCCUUUCUAAUAUAGUAUUAUACAUUUAUACCUCAAAUGUGCUUGAAUGUCUCAACUCUCAACUGUAAAUCAGUAAAUGUCAACUGUGACAGUAUACUUUUGUUGAAUGUUUGGUUAAAUUUACUGGUGUCUUUAUAUUUGGUGCAAGAUUAUUGUGAUUAUUUUAAUUUUAAUUAAGAAAUUGCUCGAAAUAUGAGUAAAACAUAGACAGUCAAUGCACUUUGCCUAUGUUUUACUCUUACUAAAGGAAUUUUAUCAUUUUAAUUUUACUUUAGUUUUGAACACCCAACAUAAGGGCUAGACAUGCCACUGAUACGGCUUCAAGUACCAGACUACCAGUAGUAUUAGUACCUUGAAAGUGAGUUCAAACAGAAGCUAUGCCCUUAAAUACAUGAAAAGUAGGUUAUGUUUCUCGUUUGAAUGUGAUAAGCAUAGUCCAACACAUUGUUUUGAGAUAUACACGUAUGAAGGGUUAUUUGGAAAUUCAGAUUAUUGCACAUGGAUAAACUAAAUGAAUAAUUUCUCAGGUUGGGCAUUAUUAAUACAAACUACUUAUUGAUGCCUUGUAGCAGUCAAAUAUGGAUGCCAUCAUGCUAUAUAUUUGUCUAGUGCAAUUUCAGUUCCAAUUCUCACGAUGUUGCAGCUUUUGCAGUCAUCCUUAAUGGUGUUUUUAAUGUAACAGGCAAUCACUGUGUUUUUUCUGUAAUGUCUGAAAUAGUAAACUACUCACAAACUAUGUUUUGUUUCCUGCCUUUUCAUCCACUGCUAUUUGAUGAUUAUAUGUGCAGUUUGAAGUACCUAAAUGCUGCUGGCAAGAGUAUUCAGCCUCAAAUAUAUGGUGUGCUUAAAUAGUUCUAUUGGAUGAAUCCCACAUUAAGAAAAUAUUUAUCACACCUCACUCUGAUUAGGUGUUACUCUUCAGUGCUCCGUGCGACUCCAAGUACCAGUAGUAGUAGUGCCUUGAAAGUGAGUUCAAACAGAAGCUAUGUCCUUACGUACAUGGCAAGUAGGUUAUGUUUCUCGUAUGAAUAUAGUAAGCAUAGUCAAACCCAUUGUUUUGGGAAUUUAGCUACUGAUAUAAAACCAGAAAAAUUAUGUUGGCAAGGAUCCUCCCAUGAUGUUUUACUGACAAACCUUAAAGUCGCUUUAAUGCAUCACAAUAUUGAUGAGGCUUGGGAUACUUACAAAGAUUUCAAGCGCCUAUAUGGUUUCCCUGACCACUCUCUUGUGACCAGGUUGGUAACUGAGUUGGCUUAUUCGUCUGAUUCCUAUUGGCUUAAGAAGGCAUGCAAUUUGGUCAUUUCUAUUCGGAAGGAUAAUUUUGGGUUACUUCGGCCGGACUUAUUGACUAAGCUCUCCCUUUCACUGGCAAGAGCCCAAAUGCCUAUUCGGGCGUCAACAGUUCUUAGACUGAUUCUCCUGAAAAAGAGAUUACCGCCAUCUCAUAUUUUACAAAUGAUAUUUCUUCAUUUAGUGAAAACAGAGAACGGAAUGAUCCUUGCUUCAAAUACCUUGAUUGAGAUCUGUGACGUGUUUCAACAAUCCACCAUAAACAAGUCUACCACUUAUGGGAAAUUCUGCACAAAACCCGACACUAUGAUUUUCAACCUUGUUCUUGAUGCUUGUGUGAGGUUUGGGUCAUCUAUCAAAGGCCAAUGUAUCAUUGAGCUGAUGGCCCAAGUUGCAGUUACAGCUGAUGUUCAAACCAUCAGAUGCAUUUCUCUAAUUCAUGAGAUGAAUGGUACACGAGAUGAACUUAUGAAAUUUAAAGAGCAUAUUGAUCGGUUUCCGCUUGGUAAUCUGAUGUGUCACUAUCGACAGUUCUAUGAAAGCCUAUUGAGCUUGCAUUUCAAGUUUGAUGAUAUCGAUUCCGCUUCUGAACUUAUACUGGAUAUGUAUGUAUCUGGCCAUGCCCCGUAUGACAGGAAGGAACCUGUUAAACCUUGCCUGAUCCCACUAGGAGGAUCACACCAUCUUAAGAAGGGGUUAACACUACGUGUUGUGCCUUACUUACUACAGAAGGACACCAUUCUUGACAAUAUGGGACCCAAUCACAGGUUUGUCACAUGUAAUAAAGAAGGGGGAGUUCUUCUCACCAAGAAGGCCCUUGCCAAGCUCAUGCUACAGUACAAGAAGUGUGGGAGAAUAACUGACUUUUCAAAGCUUCUAUGUAGGAUCAACAAGGCCCUACCACCAAGUUCCACUAGAAACAUACUUGAUGAUGUGGUUGAUGCAUGUGUGUGCCUUGGAUGGCUUGAAACUGCCCAUGACAUUCUGGAUGACUUAGAUUUGGAAGGAAAUCGACUGGCCAAAAGUUCUUACAUGUCUCUUUUGUCAGCCUAUCACCACCUAAAGAUGUUUAGGGAAGCUGAAUUGGUCCUAAAACUUCUUCAUAAAGCAGAUGAUAGAGGAAUAUGUGAUUUACAAAAACAAACUUGUUCAGGGAAAUCAGAUGUGAAUAAUCUUAUUGCCCGGGAUAUGAGAGAACAGGAGAAAGAAGCGAUAACUUCUCCUGUGGUGUAUAAAUUCAAUUCCUCUAUCUAUUUCUUCAUGAAGGCACAAAUGCUAGGUGAUGCCAAAACGGCAUACAGAAAAAUGAAAAAUAUGAAGAUCCAACCAAACGUUGCAACUUACGUCAAUCUAAUUCACGGUUAUUCUUCUGUGGGGAUGUAUCGUGAAAUUACAUAUUUAUGGGGGGAUAUUAGGAGGAGCAUAGAGAAUGGUGUGGCCUUGAAAAACUGCGGUUUAUAUGAGAUGUUAUUGUUGAGCUUUCUUCGGGGUGGUUAUUUUGAGAGGGUGAUGGAGGUAAUUGACCUUAUGAAGGAAAGCAAUAUGUACCUAGACAAGUGGAUGUUUAAAUAUGAAUUCCUGAAGUAUCACAGGGGUCUUUAUCAUCGCAUGAAGGUGUUUGAUGCGAAAAAUGAGGUGCAGAAAAAGAGGAUUGAGUAUGUUAAGGAAUUUAAGAAGUGGGCCGGCUUGGAUUGCUAGUUACAGACACACACUUUCGUAAAACAGUGUAAUUCCAAUUUUACCCUUAUUAUAAUGUUGUCUCAGUUUUGAUUCGUAUUAAUGCCGUCUCAAUUCUAAUUCAUAUUAACGCCAUCUCAGUUUUUUUGGAACAUGUACUCAUAGCUUCAUGCAUAUGCACACAUCCACCACGCACCACCGCACCACUGCACAUGUCUGAACUCUAAAGUUUCCAGAAUGAGAGUGAAUAGAAGAAGCAAGAUCCAUAACUCAUUUCUUCCUUCAGCCAGCAAAUCGAAAGGACACACCAGAUGAGAGAGAUGAUUCCAUGGAUAUAUCCACAGUCAGCAAGUCUUUGCAACCACCCACAGGGCACAAGUAAGGAGCACUGAAUUCCAUUGAUACUUCCAUUCGUUUCGAGUUCGACGCUCCAUCUCAGCAUCCCAUGUUUCUUAAGGCUCGUUCAACAUGCCAUGUAUGGUAGUGGUAAGUAUUACUCAUUUACUUCGCUCCAUCCUAACUUUGCUUUUACUUCCAGUCUUUUCAAAUGUUUGGAAGAAAAUUUGAUCUGGUUUCAAAUAUCCAUAUACAAACUGAAAUUGGUAGAUACUGUAAUUGUAUCAAACUUUAGACUGUUGAAAUCCCAAAUCUGAAACACUAUUUACCUAUCUUUACAAGUUCUGUUUUUAAAACGAGUAGACAAGUCUUAUUUCCAUGUUAAGGAUUAUUAUUUGAGUUGUAAUUUCCAUAUAUUAUUUGGAUAAUUAUUAUGAUAAGUGGUGAAUGUGGUGCGACUUUAUUUUGAUGAAGGUCAAUUCUGGUGGAUGGAGGUUAAUAUAGGCUUUAUUUUAAGACGAUUUGUAUGUGUGUUGUGCGUUUAUUUAUUUUAUAUUUUUAAUUUCCAGACCAGUAGCUAUUGUAGCUCUCUUGGUUCUUAUCCCUGUUAAUAUUGCAGAUGGAACUCUAUUCUUCCUCCUUAAGGACCUGGUGGUUACUGAGAUUGAAAAUUUGUCCAUAUCCAACAUGAGACUCAAAUCUAUGCAGCAAGUCUUAUUUCCUAAUGAUAAUCAGAUUUAUUUGGUUUUUUCACUAUGCUUCAAUCGAGUCUAUUCCCUAAAAAUCCAUUUUGUUGUAAUCAAUUUUGUGAUGUAGUAGUAAAUACAAGUUUUUCCUAAUAUGUACUGUCAAAGGAGUGAUGUAGUAAAGUAGUACUCGUAGUAUAUUCCAUGAUAAAAUACACAUAUUAGUAGUAUAUUCAAUGGUUUAACUAAACUGUAAUUUUUUUCCUUUUUAGGCUUAAUGUAAGCUGUAUGGUGUAGAGUGUUGGGCGUUGAAACAAUGUCACAUUCAAAAGAUGAGUGUGGCAGAGAUGCGCAUGCUGCGUUGGAUGUGUGGGAAUACUAGAAAGGACCGCGUGAGGAAUGAGACAAUCAGACAAAGGGUAGGAGUAGCACCUAUUGAAGACAAGAUGCGGGAGUCGCGCCUACGGUGGUUUGGUCAUGUGCGUAGAAGACCGAGUGAUGCACCUGUUAGGCGAGUUGAGAUGUGUGGAGAAGAGGCAGAGAAGAGAGGGAGAGGAAGACCCAAACAGACGUGGGUUAGGGGAGUUCGAAGUGAUAUGCUUCUUCUGGGGUUGGAUGUAGGCAUGACUUUGGAGAGAACUAAGUGGAGGGCGGGUAUUCACGUGAAGGAGUGAUCUUGAUAAUCUUUUUCCCUCAUCUCUUUUUUUUCCCUAGUUUUUUUAUCCUUAUAUAUAUAAGCAUUAUUUGCAGCCUUUUUAUUUUAUCAUUUUUAUAUAUAUUCAUCUUUUUUUUAUAUUAUCUUUUCAUAAUAGCUUAUCUUUUUAUCUUUAUUCCUUCUUUUCCUUUUGAUUGUGAUAUCAUGUAUCGAUUCAUGUUAGCUGACCCCAAUAUCUUUUGGGACUAAGGCUUGAAUGUUGUUGUUGUAGACUUAAUGUAAGCUGUAUAGGUUUACUUGGUCUGGCACAAAAAGCAUACCC
Messenger RNA from Cuscuta europaea, 5438 nucleotides. The record is from the annotation of a GenBank genome assembly. NCBI's taxonomy places the organism in Eukaryota, Viridiplantae, Streptophyta, Magnoliopsida, Solanales, Convolvulaceae.